CAGAUCGCCCUCGGAGGAGGAACCAUGAGGCCGGCCACCCGACGGCGGGUGGCAUGGCCGUCUCCCUGAAGCCGCACGCGGGCUAUCCCCUUCCCCGUACGUUCCAGAACAAAGAAUGGAGCCCCGUCUCGAGCUGCUGCUGCGGGAACUCCGGGAAGCGUGGGACGAGGUCGGCGAGGCGGAGGAGGACCGGGGGGAGGCGCUACGGGCGCUCGAGGAGGACUGCCUCGCCGUCUACAGGGCCAAGGUCGCGCAGGUGAGGCAGCAAGGCGCGCGCCUGCGGGCGGAGGUCGCCGCCGCGCUCGCCGAGCUGGCCGCCCUCCGCGCCGCCGUCGGCGACGACCCGCGGACUGCUGCCCCCCGGACCAGCGCCGGGAGCCUCAGGGAGGAGCUGCGCGCGAUCGCGCCGGAGCUGGAGGAGGUGAGGCGGCGGCGGGACGAGAUGCGUCGGCAGUUCACGGAGGUGACGGAGCUCAUCGACCGGCUCCAGCAGGAGAUGACGCCCGUCGAGCGGCCGCCCCCGCCGCGAGUCGACGCCGACCCCGACGACCUCACCAUGAAUAGUCUCCAGGAGCUCAGAGCGCACCUGCGGCAUCUCCAAUCCGAGAAGGAGAAUCGCAUCAAGAAGAUGGCAGAGCUCACGAGCUCCCUGCACGCGUCCUCCUCGGUUCUCGGCAUGGAUCCGCGAGAGGUCACCACGAGCCUCGAAGAAGCAGGCGCCGUCGCCGCCGCCGGCGACAUCAGCGACGGGGCGAUCGCGAGGCUGGAAUCGGAGGCGGAGAGGCUGAGGGAGGCCAAGCGGGGCAGGAUGCAGAGGCUGCAGGACCUGGUGGUGGCCAUGCUGGAGCUGUGGAGCCUGAUGGACACGCCGCCGGAGGAGCAGAGCCGGUUCCAGGGCGUGGCCUGCAACGUGGCGGCCUCGGAGGACGAGAUCACCGAGCCCGGCGCGCUCUCGGCCACCGCCAUCGGCGAGGUCGAGGCCGAGGUGGCGCGGCUGGAGGGCCUCAAGGGGCGCCGGAUGAAGGACCUGCUGGCCAGGAAGCGCGGCGAGCUUAGAGAGAUCCGGCGCCGCGCGCGCAUCGUCUCCGCGCAGGAGGAAGAGGAGGAGGAGGAGGACGGCGGCGGCGAGGAGUUCGUGUCCGACGACGACUGCUGCGCUCACGCGGCGGAGCGGUCGCUGGUGCUAGAGCGGCUGGAUGCCCGGAUCUCGGAGGCCAGAGACGAGGAGUUCAGCCGGAAGGAGGUGCUGGAGAGGAUGGAGAGGUGGCUGGCGGCCCUCGAGGAGGAAUCCUGGCUCGAGGAGUACAACAGGAACGAGAACAGAUACAACGUGGGCAAAGGAACGCACCUCGUGCUGAAGCGCGCCGAGAAGGCCCGCGCCUUGGUCAGCAAGAUGCCAGCAAUGGCGGAGGCCUUGACGGCGAAGGUGGUGGCCUGGGAGAAGGAAAGAGGAACCAAGUUUGUGUACGAUGGUGAGGGGCUUUUGGACAUGUUGGAGGACUACGACAACACGAGGAAGGAGAAAGAGCAAGAGAGGAAGAAACAGAGGGACCAGAGGAGGCUGCAGGGGCAGAGCACGGUCGAGUCGCCCGUUGCGAGGGCACUCUCAAAGAACCUCAGGAACGUGACGAGGACAUUGUCCAUGGGAGGCAGCAAGAAGAUGACCGUGUCAGCAUCGUCAUCAUCAUUGUCACCGUCGAGGCCAACCACGCCGAGCUACCUAAAGCCUUCAUUCUCGCCGCGGAGGAGCGACGAUGGGCAGAUGGUGUCGCAAGAUUCUUUUGAGUGACACCCAUUUGACAGUGUCCCGUGUUCUGCGGGAGAAAAGACACUAGUUGUUGACUGUCUUUGUAAA
Messenger RNA from Hordeum vulgare subsp. vulgare (domesticated barley), 1855 nucleotides. Its product is annotated as 65-kDa microtubule-associated protein 3-like. Gene Ontology annotation, molecular function: microtubule binding. The coding region runs from base 116 to 1789 and encodes 557 amino acids. Gene Ontology annotation, biological process: microtubule cytoskeleton organization. Gene Ontology annotation, cellular component: spindle; cytoplasm. The record is from RefSeq and is a predicted model, not a curated record. The transcript has 6 exons. Lineage: Eukaryota; Viridiplantae; Streptophyta; Magnoliopsida; Poales; Poaceae.